Messenger RNA from Rattus rattus (black rat), 276 nucleotides. RefSeq names its product 60S ribosomal protein L38-like. Gene Ontology annotation, biological process: translation; protein-RNA complex assembly. Gene Ontology annotation, cellular component: cytosolic large ribosomal subunit; ribosome. The record is from RefSeq and is a predicted model, not a curated record. The transcript has 2 exons. Gene Ontology annotation, molecular function: structural constituent of ribosome. NCBI's taxonomy places the organism in Eukaryota, Metazoa, Chordata, Mammalia, Rodentia, Muridae. The coding region runs from base 1 to 276 and encodes 91 amino acids.
AUGGACAUAGAUAACAGCUGGACUGGACAACAGCUGGAGUUUGUCCUGGUGGUUUGCUUUGGUUCAAAAAGAAAAAUUGAGGAAAUCAAGGACUUUCUACUCACAGCCCAGCGGAAGGAUGCCAAAUCUGUCAAGAUCAAGAAGAACAUGGAUAAUGUGAAGUUCAAGGUCCGCUGUAGCAGGUACCUUUACACCCUGGUUAUCACAGACAAAGAGAAGGCAGAGAAGCUGAAGCAGUCCCUGCCCCCAGGUUUGGCAGUGAAGGAGCUGAAAUGA